UCAGUCAGUUAGUUUGCCGCAGCGAGGCGAGUCACACGUACGCAGGUACGUGUCGUGCUUGUGGAGUCCAUUAAGCUGUCGAGGAGCAUCAUCCUCAGGGAAAGGAUACAUAACCAUAUUCAAGUAUCCUAUUAUCAGGCACCGUGAAAUCCCUAGUCCCGUGCAUAAAAUCGCAAUACCACGGGCCCCUUAUAACAGCUGUAAAAUGUGCUGGGCCGCAGCAGCCCUGUUCUCCUGUGUGAUCCUUUUGAUCUCGGGCCUUACCAGUGCCAGGCAUCAUCGUCCUGGAAAUGGACAUAAGCCCACCGGUGACAUCUCUCUCUGGAUAGAUCAGCAACAGGUCAAAAUGUUCAGCGGUCUGGAAAUGGAAAUCUAUGCGAUCACGGAAGGUAUAGUGCUCUCGUAUCUUUUAGAUCCGGAAUUUGAGAGUAAACUGCCCAUGAUACCGAGCGAAGUAUCCUAUGUGAAUUUCACAUGGAAAUCUGGAGUGAAAAAAUAUUAUUAUGACUUUUAUCGAUUAAAGUCUCUUGACGAGUCGAUAUUGAAGACACCUUCGAUUACGAUUAAAAAACGUGGUCGAGUGCCAAAAAGGCCAAAAGAAUUCAGUGUUCUCUUGCCUUGUUCCGGGAAUAAUUCCGGAAUAGCUCAGUUUGGGAUCUCUUUAUUAAUCGAGGCUGCUAAGGGAAAGACCCAUAAACCCUUGAAUGGGACACCGCUGAGUCUCAGCCUGAGGAAAGAAUGCGCCGUGCGCGGUGAGUCCGUCAGUCGCGCCCAACAUCAUCAAUUCUCCACUCACACAUACAAACCUAAUCCAGGACCGUGUCCAGAUGGUUAUCUAGGUCCACCACAUUGUAAAAAAGCAUUAUGCUACCCGAAUUGUAUGAAUGGCGGAAAUUGCACGGCACCCGGGGUGUGUUCGUGCCCACCAGGAUUUCAAGGGCCUUAUUGCGAAGGAGGUAUUUGUUCAGAGAAGUGUAAGAAUGGUGGAAAGUGUAUACAGAAAGAUACCUGUGAAUGUCCCAAGGGUUACUUUGGAUUACAUUGUGAAUUUUCUAAAUGUGUCAUUCCUUGUCUCAAUGGGGGUAAAUGUAAAGGAAAUAAUGUGUGUCGAUGUCUCAUUGGUUUUAAGGGAGACCAUUGUGAAAUUGGACGACGGUCGCCUCAACGUUCGGCUUGUACACGAGCAUGUCGAAAUGGGACUUGCCAGCCAGACAAUACUUGUCUUUGCGAUGCUGGUUGGUUUGGAAAAUUAUGCAAUAAAAAUAAACCAUGGGCUUGAGUGCAUAAGUAGAUAUUCCUUACAGUGGUAUCAUUUUUAACCGAUUGGAUUAAGAAAAUUCAUAAUUUCAUUAUCAAAAGUCAUUCACAUGUUUAUUCUCUAUACACUAGGCUUUAAAGCCGUACAAUGAUAAGUAGUCGUAAAAAAGAAUGAUACAAAACAAGAGCAUACAUUUCGGUGCUGGUCCAAUGGGUAAAAUUUAAAAAAAAAGAUAUAUUUAAAGAUAAUUUGAAAUCCAAUUGGUUAAUACCACAGAAUAUGAACUUGUUAUGUUCAUAAUUUACCCCACCCCAGAUGUGAUAUGUAAAGCUACUUUACACCAUUUUAUAAUAUUAAUUAUAAAUAAUAUUCUUUUAUUUUAUAAGAAUUACUAUAACGACUGUAUAAAAUGAAUAUAAAUGUGUUCACUUCUUCAAAAA
Cephus cinctus (wheat stem sawfly) is the source of this 1698-nucleotide messenger RNA. RefSeq names its product protein shifted (gene shf). Gene Ontology annotation, biological process: anatomical structure development. Gene Ontology annotation, cellular component: cell surface; extracellular region. The record is from RefSeq and is a predicted model, not a curated record. The coding region runs from base 206 to 1279 and encodes 357 amino acids. NCBI's taxonomy places the organism in Eukaryota, Metazoa, Arthropoda, Insecta, Hymenoptera, Cephidae. Gene Ontology annotation, molecular function: signaling receptor binding. The transcript is spliced from 6 exons.